AUGCCUGGGCUACAAGGAAUAUGGGGAGUGCUACGCAAGUACAUGCGGUUUAUAGGCCCUGGCCUUAUGGUUUCUGUCGCCUACAUGGAUCCUGGUAACUAUUCGACCGCCGUGGCUGCUGGUUCAGCUUUCCAAUACAAACUUCUAUUCUCGAUCUUUUUGUCCAACUGCCUAGCGGCAUUUUUGCAGACUUUGUCGGCCAAGCUCGGUGCUGUCACUGGUUUGGAUUUGGCUGCUAACUGCAAAGAGAAUCUACCCCACAGACUCAAUAUUUUCAUCUACGUUUUGGCGGAGAUCGCUAUUAUCGCCACAGAUUUGGCUGAAGUCGUGGGUACUGCCAUCGCUUUAAAUAUCUUGUUUAACAUUCCCUUGGCUCUCGGAGUCAUCAUCACCAUGGUGGACGUUUUGAUUGUUCUCAUGGCCUACAGGCCAAACGGCCCUUUACUUUUCAUCCGCAUCUUUGAGUCGUUUGUCUCAGUCCUUGUUGGCGCUACGGUUGUUUGCUUUGCAAUCCAGUUGUUCCAAGUAUCCAAAGAACCCAAUUUUUCGUUCAUCGAAGUUUUGAAAGGCUUCUUACCUAAUGAGAAGGUUAUUGACACCAGCGAGAGAGAAGGCGGAAAUGGCCUCUUCUUGAGUUUGGCAAUUAUGGGAGCCACCGUGAUGCCUCACUCUUUAUACCUCGGUUCAGGCUUAGUGCAAGCUAGGCUAAAGGACUUUGACAUCAAGCAUGGAUACUAUACACCACCUAAGCAGGUGGAAGAGGUACCUCCUGAAAGUUUUGAAGAAGAGAGAGUAAACUUAACCGGAGAGGAAUACGCCACUGCUGUUGGCGCCAAAGAAGAAGAAGAGUACUACAGGCCCUCAGUUCAUGCCAUUAACGACACCAUGGCAUACACAAUUGCAGAGCUUGUCAUUUCACUUUUCACUGUGGCUUUGUUUGUCAACUCAACUAUUUUGAUUGUUGCCGGCGCCACUGUGGGAACGAAAAGCAAGCGUGAUGACGACCACGAAGAUUCCGAUUCGGAUGAUGAUGAAGGCUCAGACAAUGCUGAUUUAUUCACCAUCUACAAUCUUCUUUCGACUCAUCUCUCUCAAACGGCAGGAUUCGUGUUCGUGCUUGCUCUUCUUUGCUCCGGUCAAUCUGCUGGUGUUGUUUGUACACUUGCGGGCCAGAUGGUAUCGGAGGGUUUCUUGCUGUGGAGCUUCCCGCCCGUAAUUCGUCGUCUUGUCACUAGAGCAUUGGCGAUCUUUCCUUGCAUAAUGGUUGUUUCGUUUACAGGAAGAGAUGGUUUGUCGAGGACGUUAAAUGCCUCGCAGGUUGUCUUGUCUAUUUUGCUUCCUGUUGUCACAGCUCCAUUGAUUUACUUUACGUGCUCCAAGAAAAUCAUGAGUGUCCCCAUCUUGGUGAGAGAUGGCGAUGAAGAUGUGGACACUAUUUUCGAGGAGGAAUUAUCUUUUGGCAGUGACUCCAAUACUCAGAACACGGUGGUCCCUCAGCGGAACCGUUAUUCUGUUGGCGAGCCCGCCAUCAGACUUCAGGACCUCAGGAAGGCACAUCCAUGUGUCGGCUGGGAAGACGAGACUGAUGAUGAAAGUCAUGAACGCCAGAACAUGGUGCUGCAGCAGAGCAGAUCGGGCGCUCAUCUCCCUACACUUGCAAGUACUCAGAGAACCGAGUCCACAAACCCACCUUCAUACACUGCUAAUCCGGACUCCAUAGACACAUCAGACGAGGAUAUUUUCCGUAUCAAGGGUUACAGUGAUAUGAGUAAUGGUCCUUGGAUGACGUUCUUUGCAAUUACUUCAUGGAGUUUUGUCACGUUGCUCAACAUUGUGCUCAUAGGCAGCUGGGUGCUCGGCUAUGAUGUCCCUCUCUAG
This is a messenger RNA of Candidozyma duobushaemuli, 1878 nucleotides long. RefSeq names its product divalent metal ion transporter. Gene Ontology annotation, molecular function: manganese ion transmembrane transporter activity; cadmium ion transmembrane transporter activity. The coding region runs from base 1 to 1878 and encodes 625 amino acids. Gene Ontology annotation, biological process: iron ion transport; intracellular manganese ion homeostasis. The transcript has a single exon. Gene Ontology annotation, cellular component: plasma membrane. The record is from RefSeq and is a predicted model, not a curated record. NCBI's taxonomy places the organism in Eukaryota, Fungi, Ascomycota, Pichiomycetes, Serinales, Metschnikowiaceae.